GGAAGCCACAUGUCUGCAGCAGCUGUAUAAAAGUCAGCCCAGGAAACCUAGGGUGACACUUUUUUGCCAACAAUCAGGCGGCAUGGACCUCACUCUUCUCUGGGCACUUCUGUCACUGGUCUCUGUGGCCUGGGGCCAGUAUGGUGACUACGGGUACCCAUACCAGCAAUACCAUGACUACGGUGAUGAUGGCUGGGUGAAUCUGCACCGGCAGGGCUUCAGCUACCAGUGUCCCCCUGGGCAGGUGGUGAUGGCUGUGAGGAGCAUCUUCAGCAAGAAGGAAGGUUCUGAUAGACAGUGGAACUACGAGUGCAUGCCCACUCCCCAGACCCUCGGGGAGCCCACGGAGUGCUGGUGGGAGGAGAUCAACAGGGCUGGCAUGGAAUGGUACCAGACGUGCUCCAACAAUGGACUGGUGGCGGGCUUCCAGAGCCGAUACUUCGAGUCAGUGCUGGAUCGGGAGUGGCAGUUUUACUGUUGUCGCUACAGCAAGAGAUGCCCAUAUUCCUGCUGGCUGACAACAGAGUAUCCAGGCCAUUACGGUGAGGAAAUAGACAUGGUUUCCUACAGCUAUGAUUACUACAUCCGAGGAGCCACGACCACUUUCUCUGCAGUGGAAAGGGAUCGCCAGUGGAAGUUCAUAAUGUGUCGCAUGACUGAUUACGACUGUGAAUUUGCAAGUGUUUAGAUUGGCCAUCUACUAAAGCUGGGUGAAGGAAAAAGGGCCAAGAGUCCUGGGGGUGUCGCAUAUGUUGACAUCAGUUGGAACUCCUGUAGCUGUCUCUACUGCUUUCCUUUUUUAAACUCUCUGAGCUGGGAACUGCAGUGCCAGCUUCCUGGGCCUUCUUGCAGAGGGUCACAUUUGCAAUUAAAUUGUCCUUUUUCACUUUUAACACAUUCCAUGGCAACUGUCUUACAUGGCUGGGGAUAGCUUCCUUGCCAACCACAUGUACAUACAGUAAGCAAGCUUCCAGCCCACCUCCUGGAGCACAUGCCACAGCCUUGUGACUACUGUUACUGUAAAAUUAGCUUCAAGUUCAGCUUGAUGAACUUAGAUCGAAGGAGAGGCACAGUAUAAGGAGGGGUACAAUGAAGACUCCUUGCAUCUAAGUCUGCUAAAUGACACCCAGGGUCCUCACUAAGAGCAGCCUUAAGCCUAAAGAGGACACACAUCCCCUUCCCCUUCCACGGAGACAUGUGUGUUGCCACAUCCAAGUGCAAAGCUCUGUGCUCCAGAAGGGAAGGAGCUGGCAGGUGAAAGAGGGAGGUAGAAAGCUUUGAGGGCAGAGCUAAAAGACUAGGGUUGGAAGAAUUUCCUCAGUUCAAAGAUGAGUGUUACCAAACCCAAAGAUGCAAAUGGCUGCAGGGCCAGUGCCACCUGUGUGAAUUAGUUUCCAGGAAGGUAAAAGUCAUGGCAGGAGAAAUGUCAGGGAAUGGGGCUCAGAUUGAAACCCUGUGGAGAUGAGAGUGGCCAGGUGGCUUUCAAAAAUGAAAAGUGAGGGUUGAGUCAUCGGCAGCUAGAGGUUAGAGGCCGCCCACAACUCCUAAGUAGGCUGGCAGGUGCCUGGUAGCCAUGGGGUGCUGCUGGCAAUCCGCCUGGACUGGUCCAGGUGGGAAAGGCUGCCCUGAGGAUUCACUGCAGUUUGUGUUAGCCUAGCAAUGUCUUCUGCAGAGGUGGUCCUAGCUUUGUUCCUCCUGUGAUGCUUCUGUCCCCAGCUAUUUGUAUUAUCCCUUCAUUAAAAAAUAAAAAAAAAAAAACAUGAACAUUCACUAUUUCAUAAAUUUCAGGAGUUUUUUUUUUUUUCAUUCUACUGUUCUAAACAUACAACUUAGCACUGUGAUUUGUGCCAAAACAUCAGGAAUGACAAUGGUAGGGUAUGGCCGGGGGAAGGUCCAGUACUAAAACAAAAUUCUGUAUCCUUUUUUUACACAAGGUUGAAUAAAGAAAGGGAGCAUGUCUCUCUGCCUUUGAGUCCAGCCAGAUUUCUUCCUUGGUAUCCUUGAGCUCUCCAUACUCCAAUAUGUCAUGCAAUUGUAGCCACAGUGAGUCCCUAUUUCCUUUAUUCACACUAUUUGCCUUCUCUCUUCUGGUCUGUGUUCCUCUUUUCUCACCCUGUCUGAGAAAGCCCAAGAAAAAAGCCAGCUGAACAGAAACCCAGGGAUGCACUUUGCUAUAGUCUUAGAUGGUCAGAAUGGUGAGCGUAGGUCAAUGGUGACAUUUCUCACUGCCAGAGCUCAGCACCGUGGUGCCAAGAUGCAGCCAACGAUGUCCUUCUUUGUCUUCAUGCUGAAACACAUAUUCCUCUUACAGUUUUACUUUGUUUCUUCCAUUUCAUUGUUUCUGUCUUUCUGGCAAUUUCAAUUUACAAUAAGAAGCUUCCUGGUGUUAUCUUUCACAAAGGGAGCCAUUAAUAUUUUAGCAAUUGCAGCGCUGGUUCGGGAUGAGAAUUAGGAAGUAGCCUCAGCUGCGUGUGGAGAGAGCAGGUGGGAGAGAUGAGCAGUGCUCACUGGCUGGUGUGGUGGCCAUGAUGGAAACAGAAGGCUGGGGACUUUCAGGGAGUAUGGCAUGGAGACGCCACACAUCAGUGGACAUCAGAUGUCUGCAGAGAACACAAGCCAACAAAAAAGUGGCCAGGCAACCCAAUAAGAGAGCCUUUGCCAGAUGGAGUAAAUGGAGUUUUUACAAAGAGAGAAACUAUUCCUUGUGUACAAGCCAAGCACAAUGACAGGAAAGACAUUAUCAAUUUGGUUUGAAUAUGAAUAAUUUAUGUUUUAUAUUAUAUGUCAGAGAGCAAGAGUAUAUUAUAUGUCAGAGAGCUAAGUAUCAGAGGGAAGACUAACUUCCAAAUGUAUUACACAUUGCUGUCCUCAGUGUAGUUGCUUAGUUCACAAGUAUCAUUAAAUUCAUGCACCUACAAUA
Molecule: messenger RNA, 2920 nt
Organism: Octodon degus (degu)
Lineage: Eukaryota; Metazoa; Chordata; Mammalia; Rodentia; Octodontidae
Gene: Dpt
Product: dermatopontin
Exons: 4
Coding region: 83-688 (201 amino acids)
Biological process (GO): collagen fibril organization
Cellular component (GO): extracellular matrix
Molecular function (GO): extracellular matrix structural constituent
Source: RefSeq, a predicted model, not a curated record